Molecule: messenger RNA, 3522 nt
Organism: Onychostruthus taczanowskii (white-rumped snowfinch)
Lineage: Eukaryota; Metazoa; Chordata; Aves; Passeriformes; Passeridae
Gene: SLC39A9
Product: solute carrier family 39 member 9
Exons: 8
Coding region: 222-1139 (305 amino acids)
Biological process (GO): transmembrane transport; zinc ion transport
Cellular component (GO): membrane
Molecular function (GO): metal ion transmembrane transporter activity
Source: RefSeq, a predicted model, not a curated record
GGGAAGCGCCGAGGUGCCACUUGGCCGCCGGGGCCGCGGCCGUGGGUGCGCGCUGGCAGCGCCGGUUCCCCGCCGUGCCCUCGGCCCCGCCUGAGGCUGCCGCGCCGUGAGGAGCCGCCCGAGUGUUCGCUCUCCCACAGCCCUCCCUGCCGCCUCCCCUGUGAGCAGCACGGUGCGGGUGAAAGUUCCCCCGCCUCAGGGAGCGGACAGAAAGCGGCGAAAUGGAUGACUUCCCCUCCAUCUGCCUGCUGUCCCUGGCCAUGCUGAUCGCCUGCUAUGUGGCAGGAAUCAUACCCUUGGCAGUUAAUUUUUCCGAGGAGAGAUUGAAGUUGGUGACUGUUCUGGGUGCUGGGCUCCUGUGUGGAACUGCCUUGGCUGUCAUUGUGCCAGAAGGAGUACAUGCACUUUAUGAAGACAUUUUGGAGGGAAAGCAUCACCCAGCGAGCGAGAUGCAGCACGCGAUGGAGUCUGAGAAGGUGGCGAAGAUCCCAGCGGUGCACGAGCAUGGCCACGACCAUUCCCGCUUGCACGCCUACAUCGGUGUGUCCCUUGUUCUCGGCUUUGUCUUCAUGCUCUUGGUGGAUCAGAUAGGCAGCUCUCAUGUGCACUCUACAGAUGAUCCAGAAACUGCAAGAUCAGGCAACUCCAAAAUCACCACAACACUGGGACUAGUAGUCCAUGCUGCAGCUGAUGGUGUUGCACUGGGUGCAGCAGCUUCUACUUCUCAGACUAGUGUCCAGUUGAUAGUGUUUGUUGCGAUCAUGUUGCACAAGGCACCAGCUGCCUUUGGCCUGGUUUCCUUCCUGAUGCACGCUGGGCUAGAACGGAAUCGAAUCAGAAAACACUUGCUGGUCUUUGCAUUAGCAGCACCUGUUCUGUCAAUGGUGACAUACUUAGGGCUAAGCAAGAGCAGCAAAGAAGCCCUUUCAGAAGUCAAUGCCACUGGAGUUGCUAUGCUGUUUUCUGCUGGGACUUUCCUUUAUGUUGCCACAGUUCAUGUUCUCCCAGAAGUAGGAGGAAUUGCUCAUAGCCACAAACCUGAAUCAACUGGAGGAAAAGGACUCAGUCGUCUGGAGGUGGCAGCCCUAGUAUUAGGAUGCCUUAUUCCUCUAGUUUUGUCCAUUGGACACCAUCACUAAACGCUCAAAUUUCAAUGUUCUCCUCCUUUGAUAAGACAUGAGCAGUAAAUGUCUGCUGCUCCCUUUAUCAUUCUUUUCCCCAUCAUUCAUCCCAUCCACUUUAUGGAGUUCAGAGGGAAUCUUGAUUGCAAAAUGAGGAAUACUGGGAAAGUUUUUAGUGUAGCAAAAUGUACUUUGGCAGCCGGACACAAAUUCUAUGUAAUUUUCUUCUCUGAAGACAUUUGCUAAUUUAAUUGUUACUUCUGGCCCUAUUCUCAGGGAGGAUGGAACUUGAAGUUUAAGAAAGGUGAGCAGGGAAGAACAUAGCGACUCCUCACAAAAUUGCAAUCACCAAAGUAUCCUGCAGUUCAGCUUUCACAGCUGAGAGCAAAACCCAAGGAUGGCUGCGUUGUGAGAGGUUCAAGUCUCACUAAUGAAGAAGGGGGCUCUCCCCUGUCAGUUCUGUGUUGUCCUGGCAAUGGGACUGGCCCCUGUGAUGCUUGUCACUAACUGUAUUGCAGAAAUGGGCUGCACUGGGAGCUCUGUAUAACGCUGCUACUGUCACAGAGGUGUCACUUGAUAGGAAAGAAACUAUGCAGAUAAUGUGUAGGAUUAGAGGAAGAAAUCAGCUGGUUAAGAAACACUGCAAAACUCAUUUGCACUAUUCCAUCGUUUAAUACAAAGGACAGAAGCAAGAAGAAUAGUGUUUUGAUUUUUAUUCAAUUGCUAAUAAAUUCUAAAAGGCACUGUUUCUUGAGAGAUAGUCUUCUGCCAAGCCAGUCAAGUGUCAAGCACCAAAAAUAUCAGCAGGAAUUAUGUAGGCUACUGGGAUACACUAAUGCUUCUGUUGAGAGAGAUACCCAUAGUGCCCUUUGAAAUAGAGCUGUUCUGGGCUGUGAUGGGUGGAAAUCUGAUGGAGACAGCUGUUGAGGGACCAGAGAACUUUACUAGCUCAUUUUCAAAAACGCUGAACUGCUGAAAUCCGUGGGGGCUGUGUGGGUUUUUCACUAAAUAAAGGUAUUACGGCUAACAAAACAAGAUGUUUAGUUAAAUAUUUAUGCUGCAGAUAGAAUACAAAGUGUUUCUAAAGGAGUUCUGAACAACAAAAACUCAAACCCACCAAAAACCAAUCUGCUGGGUUCCCAGUGGACCUGUUAGACAUUUUGCUUUUCCUUUGGGAAUUGUUCAUUUGCCUCCUACUCAUAAGCAUUAGUUUUGGUGACCCUGCUGGAGCAGUUUCUGCCAAUUGCUGAUGUCUCUCACAACAGAGGAGUGGUACAAGAUCCCUCCAUUUUCAAGGCACAGCUUUGUCUUACCAGGCACCAUUUCCCUUAUGCAAAACAUGUUAUACUGUAAUGUGCAUUGGAAAGUCAGGAAUGCUUGACAUGCUCAGAAUCAGCAUAAAAUUCUUUCUUUAGGGGAAAACUUUUUAAUGCUGGUCCCCUUUUAAGCUAUACUUUGUCUGCACUUUUUGAAGAUAACUUGCCAAAUCUAUUUUUCUUUUUUCGUUGUUUUUUUUAAAAAAGGAUCUUGAAGAAAUACCUUCUUAACUGAAGUUCUUCUUGUUUCCAUAUGAAUGACUGUGACUGUUUGUCAUGCCAUUUAUUACUUAAACUGCAGAGCCCAUUGUGCCUCUAAACUUCUUUACAUUUUUGUUAUUGUCCUGUUUGUCUUUUAGUUCAGAGAGUAAUGGGUAUGGCCUGGCUCUUGGACUAGUGAUGGCUUUGUCUGUUGGCUCUGUAACAGUACUGAUGUAUCCCAGGAUUGAACCUAGUAUUGAUUCCCAGGAGUGCUUGUUCAUUUGUGUGUUUUACUAUGUAAGGUCAGUGCAAAAUUAUUAGAAGUCAUGUUUUCCCAUAAGACAGUAUUUUCAGAUAGAAUUAGUGCUUCAGGCCUAAACUAGCAUUUUUUUUUCUAUUAGACUUUCAAUAUUGUGCUCUGAAAAGCCUCUGCAAAAUUAGUGAUGUGGAUGGGAUCCUCUUCUGUGUGUUUUUCAGGUUUUUUUGUCUGUUUUGGUUUUGGGAUUUUUACAACAUAUGUAAUGCAGUUGAUAAGUGACUGGUUUAAAAAGUUCAGCAGGACAGGUUCCUAACACAUGCAAAUGAUACACAGGGAUGUUUACUCCAGAGUUCUGUUCUUCCUGAUUCCCCCUAGUUACCUUCUUCCUUAAUAAUCUCACUAUUUUACCAUGUUUAAUCCUUCCACAUAACCAUUUCCUAAAGCUGGAGGGCUUUCAAGAGCAGGAGAUAGCUUAGUGCAGCACUAGUGUUUGCCUUUCAUAAAGCAGUAAGUUUUUAUUCUUGAACCUCUGCCCUGUCACUUGCCUGUGCACCCCACCCUGGGAGUUGACACCCUGCCCGAAUUCAGCCUCACUUUGUGUGUUAGUAACAACAGCAGUGGUUGA